CUGAACUCUCUCAACUUGUUCCUAUUUCCGGGGUAAUAAUCUGAAUAUUUCCUUUUGUCGUUUCUCGUGAUCUACCUCGAUAACAGAUUAUUUCCCUCUCCAGUGAGUAAAAGUUAAGGUCCAUUCAGAACAAAAUGGAAGCUAAACUUUAAUCUCAGAGUGAUCUCAUCACCAUGGUAACAUUCCCAUAAUGCUGUUCACAUUUCCAUUUGAAAAUUUUUGUAAAAGUUUGCCAACUAAGAAUUAAGGUCCAAGUGGAACAUCCCAGUGUCAUUCAUUAUCAGUAGAAAGGGAGAGAAUCUACAGAAAGUGUAGCAGUUGACAUCAGAGUCCUUAGUCUUUAGAUCCCAGCCAAUACAAUAUGGGGGAUGGAUUGUUUUCUUUGAUGACUUGCUGUAUUGCAGAACAACCUCAGCCCACGAGGCGACGAAGAAUUGAUGCCACCAUGAUAGGAAAUCCAACAGACUUCAGACACACAGGCCAUAUAGGGUCAGGGGAGGUGGCCUCUAAACAAAACGUCUGUCUUGCUUCCAUGCAAAACCAGAUGAGUUCCAAGGGUGGAUAUGAUCAUGUAUCACCCGUUAAUGAACAUCUAAAUGUUAUAGACCUCCCAGCAAGGAGAAAUACAUAGAUGUUAAACAGUCAGGCUUUUCAUUUUCCUGUAUAUAGUUCAUCUGUGAUCUCAUCAUAAAAGAGAAUGUGGAUAUGUAAGGCCAAAGGAAGUGAUGCAAUGUAUGGUUAAACAUUCUUGUAUGGUGCAAAGAAAAACUGACGUAAUUCAAACAGAAAGAAUGAUUUUCAUUGGUUGGAAAUGUGUUGCAAGAAAGUUUUCUAUUGGAUGAAAACAGUGAUUUAUUUGAAAGGAUGCCUUCCAUUGGUUAGCAUUGGGUUUAAAUUAUUUCCCUUGUGUUUGUAAAGACAUGAUGUUCAUUAUGAUUAUCCCUAUCAUUUUCUGACAAUAUUCUUUGGGAUGAGAUAGUUUGGAUAAGAUUGCCAAAAUUUUUCUUUUAUUGGUAUACAUAUUGCCAAAUGAAUGUAAUAUCUGAAUUAGAAUGUAUAGGGGAAAACAAAAUAGACUUGUUAAUAUAUUGUUGUCAGUGAGUAUGAGCUGGUGUUACAUUUUUCUAUUUUAUUACGCGUUAUACUGUACUUUUUCUAUGUAAUGAUAUACAGAUGUGUAAUUAUAAAGAUUCCAUAAGAGGUGCUUUUCUUAGUUUUUGUCACAGUAUACAUGUAUUUAUAAGAUCUGGAGCUUGUCUGACAAUGAACUUAAAGGAUAUUUUUCCGAGUUUUUCACUUUUGGCCCUAAAUCUUUGUCAUUGCAUAAUUUGAUAGUUAGAAGAAUUUCUGGCAGUUAGACUUGGGAAUAUUUUGGUGGGGUCUAAUUUUUGUGGAUUUCAUGGAUAACAUAAAAAAAACCUAAGAAAUAUUGAAAUAUAGUUGAUCAUUAAUGUCUUAUAACAUGACAUUCAUUUAUGAAGCUAGGUUCCUACAAAGCUGAUUAUUUAAGCAAUCCAUGAAAAUUUGCCCCGACUAAUUUAAAAUCAUUCCACAAUAUAAAGGUCUGUGUGAUCAAAUUAGGAAUUCAUUCUGUGUUGAACAAAUAAAUGUGAAAGUGGAAUAUUUUCAGUGUACAACAUUAAGAAGCCAAAUUUUGGCUUAAAUAGCUUCUUUACAGUAAUGUCUCACUAUAUUUAUGUCUUAUAAAAUUAUUGCCAUAAAUCAAAGUUUAAAUUUGGA
Saccostrea echinata is the source of this 1740-nucleotide messenger RNA. RefSeq names its product CDC42 small effector protein 2-like. The record is from RefSeq and is a predicted model, not a curated record. The transcript is spliced from 5 exons. Lineage: Eukaryota; Metazoa; Mollusca; Bivalvia; Ostreida; Ostreidae. Bases 362 to 631 code for a protein of 89 amino acids. Gene Ontology annotation, molecular function: small GTPase binding. Gene Ontology annotation, cellular component: plasma membrane. Gene Ontology annotation, biological process: regulation of Rho protein signal transduction.